AUGGCGACUCCAGGCGACAACUUGACAGCAGUGGACAUGAACGUCACGUCCAAUGCGACCGCCUAUGCCUCCAGCCCGCCGAUCUCUUCUCCCCUGAGUUUUCUCCUCUACCACAAGGAUCUCAUCAUCCUGCAGACACAGCUAGUCUCCAGUGCCCUUGGCAUCAUCUACCUGGGAGCCCACGGAGCCUUGCGCAGACCUCCGUCGGCAGCCCCACCGGACAAGACCAAGAAAGGUCGCAAGUCGAGAGAGCCCGAGCCUUUCACCGAGGGCCUCCAAGCAUCCGAUGCCAUCCUCUUUCCGCUCCUAGCAGGUACGGUGCUAGUUGGCCUCUACUACCUGAUCAAGUGGCUGCAGGAUCCGGAGAUCCUCAACAAGAUCUUGAGAGGAUACAUGUCGUUGGCGUCUGUUGCCAGCAUGGGACUUUUGUUCACUGACACGCUUCACUUUCUUACGAGCUUUGUCUUUCCCACUGUCUGGACAGACAUGAGAGGGAACGUUUACCGCGUGGAUCAGGCUGCACAAUGUCAAUGGAAGGUCUACCGUCACUGGCCCUCUCGCAUUCCCGGCUUGCGACCGGCCUUCAGAUCACCCCUUCCCGGAACGCUAUCUCAUAGGUUCGAGUGGCCCAGCAACCCCGGCAGCUUGUGGGCUCUGAGACGCACCCUCAAAGAGGAAUGGACAGUUAGGGUCAGCCUGCACGGACUGCUGAAGGAGAGCUUCCACGUCACUCUCAAUGGUCUCAUCGGGCUCACGCUCUCCCUUGGCGUCGCCACAUACUAUCACUUCACGAAUUCGCCAACGGUCUCAAACAUGUUGGGGUUGGGUCUCAGCUACGGCUCCUUCAUGGUCAUGUCUUGCACGUCAUUCACGGUCGGGUCUCUGGUCCUGAUCGGCCUUUUCUUCUACGACAUCGUCAUGGUAUUCUAUACGCCGUACAUGGUCACUGUGGCCACCAAGCUUGAUGCUCCCAUCAAGCUAGUCUUCAAGGCACCUGGACGGGCCAGCCUCCUCGGCCUCGGCGACAUUGUCGUUCCUGGCAUCUUCAUCUGCCUUGCCCUUCGUUUUGACCUCUGGAGGUACUACCAGAAGCAAGUCAAGUACGUUGACACUGAGCUUGAGACGGAAGUCAAGGGAGACAUCUCUGAAAAGAGUGUGACAACAACCCAAGUCAGGAAGCGGGCAGUCAAAAAGCCUUACAUCAAUCCCCAAGGCCAAUGGGGCAAUCGCUUCUGGACCUUGCCUGUUAAAGUGUCCCCAGUCGCCACCAAGGGACUCUGGGCUGCGGCCUUUCCCAAGACCUACUUUUAUGCAUCUAUGCUUGGCUACACACUCGGCAUGCUAGCAACCCUGAGCAUGUUGGUGAUAUUCAAGCACGGCCAGCCGGCGCUUCUCUAUCUCGUCCCGGGCGUUGUGGGCUGCACAUGGCUGACGGGUCUGAUCCGCGGUGAGCUGCACGAGAUGUGGAUCUACACCGAAGAUGGAAGUAUCGACACGCAGGACGUCAUCGUGGAGGUGGACGCUGAUGGUAAUGUCAUCAAGGAGGUCGCCCACAAGGAGGACAAGAAAGACGAGAAAGACAAGUCGGGCGAGAAGAGCAGCGAGAAGGAAGGCAAUGAGACUGACGGGGAUGCUAAGGGUGCCAAGGACAAGAAGUCAUCUGGUGCUCAUGAUGUGUUCCUCUUUGCUAUCACUGCACCAGGAGAUGCCGAGUUUGAGGAUGAGGAGUGA
Thyridium curvatum is the source of this 1731-nucleotide messenger RNA. RefSeq lists its product as uncharacterized. Gene Ontology annotation, molecular function: aspartic endopeptidase activity, intramembrane cleaving. Gene Ontology annotation, biological process: membrane protein proteolysis. NCBI's taxonomy places the organism in Eukaryota, Fungi, Ascomycota, Sordariomycetes, Thyridiales, Thyridiaceae. Bases 1 to 1731 code for a protein of 576 amino acids. The record is from RefSeq and is a predicted model, not a curated record. Gene Ontology annotation, cellular component: membrane; lumenal side of endoplasmic reticulum membrane; cytoplasmic side of endoplasmic reticulum membrane. The transcript has 2 exons.